This is a messenger RNA of Chelmon rostratus (copperband butterflyfish), 1237 nucleotides long. RefSeq lists its product as uncharacterized. The transcript has 4 exons. NCBI's taxonomy places the organism in Eukaryota, Metazoa, Chordata, Actinopteri, Chaetodontiformes, Chaetodontidae. The record is from RefSeq and is a predicted model, not a curated record. Gene Ontology annotation, biological process: adaptive immune response. The coding region runs from base 118 to 720 and encodes 200 amino acids. Gene Ontology annotation, cellular component: membrane. Gene Ontology annotation, molecular function: signaling receptor activity.
UGUGAUGUAGGUCACGUGCUGCUGCUAGUAAUCGUGCUGGGUGAUGUGGGUGAAAACAUAUACAUUUCCUACGGAAGAGUUAGAAUUCAAGUGAACCUUGUAUGACAGUCUGUCAGCAUGUGCGCUGUCUGGUUCAAACUCGUAACCAUCCUUUGUCUCUCCAGCACAGCGCUGACUGGCCCAGAGAGCGGUGGAGUGGUGUGGAGAGAUUUUGGAGGAUCUGUCACUAUCCAGUGCAGAUCUCCUGAUCCAGACCAAGAGUUCCUGACUCUGAAGAGAGGCCUCGGGGAAGACCAUGUUUUGGUCAUAGAGAACGACACAUCAAAAAACACCAUUUCUAAAGAAUUCACGGGCAGACUUCAGCUACACGGAGUAUUCCCCAGCGUGGACAUUCUCAUCAGAAACCUGACCUCAGGUGACACGGGGCCGUACUGGUGCUUUUACUCAAAGUUUGACCUCAAGUCCAGUCAAUCCGUAAGCAAGAAAGGCAGCGGAUCAGUGCUCCUGGUGGUGGCGGACACGGUGAAGAAGUGUGAGCCAGAGAAACAGAACCUGGUCCUGGUGUCUGUUGUGAUCUCUGCCGCUGUGCUGCUUGGCAUCAUCAUGGGCUUCCUCAUAUGGAUCAUCCUCAAGACAAAGACUCUGCGCAGCACAGUGAAAAAAAGGCACGUCACCAGCAAUGAUGUUUACGAGGACAUGCGUGGAACACUCAGGCGCUAAAAAUGUCAUCCUGCAAGUAACCGACCUGAAACUCCAUCUCUGCACUGCUGAGGUGCAAGUGAUGCAUGUGAAGCAAUGUAGCAACUCAGCAUGUUCUCCGCCAUCUCUUCAGGCCUUGUGCGUGUCUGAGUGUACUCAGUGAAAGACAUCUGAGGCAAUGUAUUACUGAACAACGUGGGGACAACUGCACUUUCCGACAACAGUUUGGCACAAUGUAUAAAAAUACAUAACACAGCUCCAAAUGAAAGUAAAGAAGCACAAAAUGUCAGUUUGUCUUGUGUUUAAGUGGCAAAACAACCUGAACUGCACCCUGACAUGUCCUUGUCAUGAGAGUCUGAUAUGCAUGUUUAAUGUAAAUAUGUCUUUUUUAAUUUCAGUAAUUUCUUAUUUUUAUAGAUGACUUGUUGUAUUACUAAAGGCAGGAUUAAUUUGAAUAUAAUAAAAGAUAGAUACUGUGUAUUGUAACAAUGAUAACUGUAAUUUGCUGUCUACAUAAAUAAAAUAAAUUUUUGCGAAA